AUUAGGUUAAAAGAAAUAGGUUGUGGUGAAAUAAAAAAAUAGGGUUGAUGUAUAAUUUUCAGAUUGAAUAAGAUAAUAUUUUUUCCUUUGGAGCCUCCACCCAAAUCACCACCAUCGUCCCAUUUCCCCACUCCUUUUUCCAGUUGCAACCAUUGGAAAACAACCAGCAAACCACCAGAUCUCCAGCCACACGAAGACCUAAUGGCAGGUUUAAAUCCACAACUAAACCUACCUGAAAUCGACAGUAAUAACGACAAGACAGCUCCACCAAUCCUCCCUCUCUCACAUUCCAAAAACCCGCGUGAAACCCCAUUUCACUUUUCCUCUUUCUCCAGCUGAAACAAUAACCAUCCAAACUAGACGACACAACCCCCAUUUCUUUUCUUUUCCAUCCAAAGCGCCUCCGUCCUCGCCAAUUUUUGUUGUCAUCUUCGGCAUACAGCGUUCCUCCAUUUUCUCAGACCACGAACCACCAGAUCAAAACCACAAUCUUCCCAGAACACCACAAACCAAACCAAAUACCCCUUUGUUUUUCACCCUUUUCCGUUGAAAAAACUCACUGGAAAUGACACUGAAACAACAAUUCCAAACAGGAACAUCAAAUCCAGUUGUAAAUCAGUCCCUAUCCCAUUUCUCCUUUAAGAGUUUCUCUUAUUUUGCAGGUAACUUCUUGUUAUUCUAAUGAGCUCAGACAGCGAACAACGAUUCCGGAGAGGAAACCACAAGCUCCUAAGAUUUAAAACCCAUUUCAAGAUCCACUCAAAAAUAGAAAUAUUUGGGACAAUUUCAGAUGAGAUAGAAGUGAAUGUGCCAUCAAAUGUAGCAUGGGAGCUCUAUGGAACAUUGCAUUUGUCUAGGUUCAUUGUGCAAGAGAUGCCUACUCUUCUUAACAAAGUUGAUGUGAUCGAAGGUGAUGGUAGUACUGCAACUGUCCUCAAAAUCAUUUUUCCUGAAGGUACACCAGGAAUACCUUAUUUCAAGGAGAGAUUCAACAUAGUAGACAAUGAAAAAAGAUACAAGCUAUCUCAAGUGAUUGAAGGUGGAUAUGUUGAUCUUGGAUAUAUUUUUUAUGGAAUUAGAUUUGAAGUGAAUGAAAAAGAUGAAAAUUCAUGCAUCACAAAAUUUACAGUAAAUUAUGAAGUUGAAGAGUGAAACUUGCAAGUCAUGCAUUCACUAUGUUUGAGCCAUUGCAAACUGUCAUCACAUCAGCCAAGACUUAUUUAACAAAUAAGACACAAAUCUAAUUGAUUAAGAUGAUCAAAUUUCUGUUUUUAUUUCUAUGAAAUUCAAUUGUACCUUUUUCAGACUUCACUUAUAAGAUUGUACUGAGUAUAUUGUUAUCGCAACAUCAUAUUCAACAACAUUUCACACAUAAUUAUGUGAUGCAAUAAAGUAUCUUCUUCUUAGUUUUA
This is a messenger RNA of Solanum lycopersicum (tomato), 1412 nucleotides long. RefSeq names its product norbelladine synthase-like. Gene Ontology annotation, molecular function: abscisic acid binding; signaling receptor activity; protein phosphatase inhibitor activity. The record is from RefSeq and is a predicted model, not a curated record. Gene Ontology annotation, biological process: abscisic acid-activated signaling pathway; defense response. Gene Ontology annotation, cellular component: nucleus; cytoplasm. Lineage: Eukaryota; Viridiplantae; Streptophyta; Magnoliopsida; Solanales; Solanaceae.